UCGCUAUAAUGCGCAGGGCGGCAUGGUUACAUCACAACCGCGGAACCCUAAAUCCACGAAUUCGUUUUCCACUAUAAAGACUACCGCAUCUUCUGAUUUCGUCUCUUGGCGAAGUGGCUACGUAGCUCUGUAGCUAGGGUUUUUCUGAAACUUGCAUCAUGGGCAAAGGAACAGGAAGCUUCGGUAAGAGGAGGAACAAGACUCACACGCUCUGUGUGAGAUGCGGACGCCGCAGCUUUCAUCUCCAGAAGAGCAGAUGUGCUGCCUGUGGUUACCCUUCAGCCCGUACCAGGAAAUAUAACUGGAGCGUGAAGGCUAUUAGGAGGAAGACAACUGGAACUGGUCGGAUGAGGUAUCUCCGCCACUUGCCCCGCAGAUUCAAGACCAACUUCAGAGAAGGGACUCAAGCAACUCCAAGGAAGAGCGGAGCAGCCGCUUCCUUUUAAGGUGUAGGAGGAAGCAUUGGAGCGUGAUUUUGGUAGUUUGUUUUAAUUUCAAAGUUUAUGAAUUCUGGAAACUGGUUUCCCGGUUUUGUUUGGAGAGUGUCAUAGCCACAUAUUUUGUUAGAGGUGGAUGAUUGACAAUUUAUUAACAUCCUCUUUGGAUUAUUAUUCUUAA
This is a messenger RNA of Macadamia integrifolia, 618 nucleotides long. RefSeq names its product 60S ribosomal protein L37-1. The coding region runs from base 159 to 446 and encodes 95 amino acids. Gene Ontology annotation, biological process: translation. NCBI's taxonomy places the organism in Eukaryota, Viridiplantae, Streptophyta, Magnoliopsida, Proteales, Proteaceae. The record is from RefSeq and is a predicted model, not a curated record. Gene Ontology annotation, cellular component: ribosome; cytosolic large ribosomal subunit. Gene Ontology annotation, molecular function: structural constituent of ribosome; RNA binding. The transcript is spliced from 4 exons.